GGUACAUUAUGAGGUUACAAGUAUUGUAUAUAUGCCUGUUGACAUUUGUCAACAACGUUUGGUGCCACGAUGAAGUUCAUGUUAAGAAUGGUAACCACACCACCAUAACUAAAGAAUCAAAUACAAGAAAACGAGGUAUCGGUCAUUACAAUCCGAUGGGGUGGGGUGCCCAUGGAGUUGGUUCGUAUGGAGUGCCCACCACGCCGGUACAAGGAUACGGAGUAUCUACGAUGCCGGUGCAAGGAUAUGGAGUGUCUGCUGUGCCGGUGCAGGGAUACGCGGUGGUACAGCAAACUGAACGACCAGUACCAUAUCCGGUGCCGUAUCCGGUGACAUACGACCGACCGGUUCCGUAUCCGGUGUCAUACGAUCGGCCGGUACCGUACCCUGUGCAGGUGGACAGACCGUUCCCAUAUCCAGUGCAYGUGGACCGCCCGCUGCCGUAUCCGGUGCAGGUGGAGAAACCACUGCCGUACCCUGUGCAUGUGGACCGGCCGGUGCCGUAUCCGGUGCAAGUAGAGAAGCCGUUGCCGUAUCCGGUGGACCGACCCGUUCCGUAUCCAGUGCAAGUKGACAAACCUCUACCGUACCCGGUGCACGUGGACCGGCCGGUGCCGUAUCCGGUGCACGUUCCCUACAAAGUGUCUGUACCGGUGGACCGGCCAUAUCCGGUGAAAGUGCCUGUCCCUACACCAUACCCGGUCGACAGGCCGGUUCCUUAUCCCGUUCAGGUGGCUGUCAAGGUUCCAGUGGUACAGCAGGUACCAGUCGAGGUGUCCCGGCCUUAUCCCGUACUGGUGCAGCAACCAGCGGCGGUGAUGGUGCAACAGCAACCUGUUCUUUGGCAGAAGGUUUCGGCGCCACAACCAUAUCCGGUAUACGUGACGGCACAGCCACCGACGCAGUGGCAGAAGCAGCCUACAUAUUACUCAACCGUGGACAACAGCAAAAACUAUAUCGGCAUGCCCGUGUACAAUGGAGGUAACCAGCCCGGUUACCAACGUGGUCAAUACCCAUCCGGUUAUAGCAUCGGUGUGAACCACGCUCUUAUCGGGCUUGGCGUUGGUGGCCGCGGCCAGGGUGGGACAGGUAGGACAGGUGGAACAGAUGGGACCGGUGGGACCGGCUUCAUCGGAGGAGCGGCAGGCAGCCUGUUAGGAGCGGCGUACAACGUGAUGCAAGCGUUGAUAUCUCCUGGUGGCAGCGUCAMUGGUUACGCGACCGGACACAACGACUAUCUGGGGCCCAAGACUACAGGAUUCACAACUGUCAUCAACAAAUGA
Molecule: messenger RNA, 1283 nt
Organism: Diuraphis noxia (Russian wheat aphid)
Lineage: Eukaryota; Metazoa; Arthropoda; Insecta; Hemiptera; Aphididae
Source: RefSeq, a predicted model, not a curated record